GCCAUCUCCUGCUGGCAUUUCUACUCUUUGGACACACUGUAGCGGAGAUGGAGCUGCGUGGAUUGUUACCCGAGUUCUGUGUAUUUGCGGAGAACAAGUGCCCAAAUCCUCGCAUUACCUUUUGGCUCUACACAAACAACACACGUGAUCAACCCGUGGAAGUAGAUCCUCUCGAUCCCCAGGUGGAGCUCUUUAGGCCCAGUCUACCUCUUAAAAUACUCAUACACGGCUUCAUCGGCAAUCGAGAUCUGACGCCCAAUCUGGAGGUGCGAGAUGUCCUGCUGCAAACCCAGCCCGUUCAUGUGAUUUCCGUGGAGUAUGGGAGUUUGGUUCGUUUUCCCUGCUACUUUCCCUGGGCUGUUACCAAUGCUCCCAUUGUGUCCGAGUGCAUCGCUCAGUUGAUAAACAAUCUUUUGUCAGCUGGCAUAUACAAGCGAGAGGACAUCCACUUGAUUGGUUUCAGUCUGGGGGCUCAGGUGGCCGGAAUGGCUGCCAAUUAUGUGACUGAGCCCCUGGCACGGAUCACUGGCCUGGACCCAGCUGGACCUGGCUUCAUGAUGCAGGCCUCGCUGGAGCACAAGCUCGACAGCAGUGACGCUGACUUUGUGGACAUCAUUCACACCGAUCCCUUCUUCUUCUCCAUGCUGCCUGCCAUGGGGCAUGCGGACUUCUAUCCCAACCUCGAUCAGCUGAACCAGCGCGGCUGCAGCUACGUGAGCUCCUGGCGCUUCUACAACUGCAAUCACUAUCGUUCGGCCGUCUACUACGCGGAGUCCAUCACCACCAGCACUGGAUUUUGGGCACAGCAGUGCGGCGGUUGGUUCGACUUCUUCUCCCAGCGCUGCAGCCAGUACUCGAACAUGCCCAACAUCCAGAUGGGAUACUUUGUAUCGCAGAGCGCCAUUGGGUCGUACUUCCUCACAACACACGAGUUUUCCCCCUUUGCUAAGGGUCCGCUGGUGGAUGUUGAAAUGGAUGUGGCAGAGCUUCACAGUUCACAGCAUGAAAUAAAUAAGCUUUAA
Drosophila subobscura is the source of this 1022-nucleotide messenger RNA. RefSeq names its product inactive pancreatic lipase-related protein 1. NCBI's taxonomy places the organism in Eukaryota, Metazoa, Arthropoda, Insecta, Diptera, Drosophilidae. The record is from RefSeq and is a predicted model, not a curated record. The transcript has 3 exons. Gene Ontology annotation, molecular function: lipase activity. Gene Ontology annotation, biological process: lipid metabolic process. The coding region runs from base 48 to 1022 and encodes 324 amino acids.